AUGGGUUCACUACAAGAGACUACAUGGACUGGCACAGCCUAUGUUCAAGGCAGAGCCUCAGCUAAGCUCCUCGCAAGCAACCUCGAACUGAGCUUCUGGGGAGGUGUCGACCCUCAGACAAGCGAAGUUAUAGACCGCCAUCAUACACUGAGCGGGAAACAUCUCCAAAACACCAUCCUCGCUAUACCGGGAGGUCGAGGAUCAUGCACUGGAAGUGGAAUUAUGCUUGAGCUUCUUCUCAAUGGAAAAGCUCCUGAAGCAAUCAUCUUUGAAAGACGAGAGGACAUUCUUACUCUGGGUGUUAUGAUUGCUGAAGAAGUCUUUCAGCAGUCUAUUCCAGUACUGGUGCUGAAGAAAGAAGAUUUCCGACAACUUCUCAAGCUAGAUGGACAAAUACUUUAUGUGGACGAUGGCCAUAUUUCCACCGCCCCUAUCCUGUCAAAACACACAGACUCAGCCAGAGAUCCUGAAAGUGGUCUCAUUCUCGAGACUGCACCCGCCCUAGAAGGUAUAAAGCUCUCAACCCUCGAUCAAGAGCUUUUCAGGGGAGACUACGGCGAAGCAUCCCGCGUGGCAUUCCGUAUAGUCCUCCGCAUGGCCCAUCUACUCGGUGCAACACGUCUCAUGGACAUAACCCAAGUUCACGUCGACGGCUGUGUCUAUACAGGUCCUGCAACACUCGCGCUCGCAGAAAGACUUCGUGACUGGGGUGGUAAAGUGCGCGUCCCAACAACACUCAACUCCAUCUCUGUCGAUCAAAAACGAUGGCGAGCUUUGGGCGUUGACACUGCUUUUGGAGAAGCGGCUGAUGCGCUGGGAAAGGCGUAUGUGGACAUGGGAGCGAAGCCAACGUAUACUUGCGCACCAUAUCAACUUGAUAGUGCGCCUAAAUUGGGCGAGCAGGUUGCUUGGGCGGAGAGUAAUGCUGUUGUUUAUGCGAAUAGUGUUUUGGGAGCUAGGACAAUGAAGUAUCCCGACUUUCUCGACAUAUCUAUUGCUUUGACGGGCAGAGCGCCGAAAGGAGGGCCUCAUAUAUAUGCCAAUCGACUGGCUUCUGUCCGCGUCGCUGUUAGCGGGAUAGAGAAUAUCCCGGGUCUUGACGACUCGUUUCCUCCUCUCCUCGGCUACUAUGUUGGUACUCUAUCAACAAGUCGCAUUCCUGUACUAACAGGUCUUGAAACAUACGGCCUUUCUACAGACGACUUGAAGGCCUUUGGCGCUGCUUUCGCAACUGUCUCAAGCGCUCCAAUGUUUCACAUUGUUGGCGUAACGCCAGAGGCAACCACGCUCGAAGCUGUCGUCGCCUCUGAGCUCACCACUUUCGAAGUGAAACCCAGUGAUCUAGUCAAUUGCUGGGAUAAACUCAACAGUGCACCAAUAAACCAGCCUCUCGAUCUAGUAUCCCUCGGCAACCCACACUUUUCGCUCUCCGAGAUGCGAAAGCUCGCAGAUUUAUGUCUAGGGCGGAAAAAAGCUGCGAAUGUUGCUGUUGUGGUUACGUGUGGACGAUCUAUAUACAAGUUAGCAGAGCAAGCAGGCUAUAUAAGCAAGCUUGAGGAGUUUGGAGUACAGGUUUUGACGGACACAUGCUGGUGCAUGAUUACAGAGCCUGUUAUACCGCGGGCAGCAAAGACUAUCAUGACGAAUUCAGGCAACCCUGCCGCCCAAGAUGCAGGCUUCACAAGACCACCGAUGAACAAGCUUUUGGCGGCAGUUUCGCAAAGUGGCAAACGUUCUAGAGAACCUGUACUUCAACAAGACGCCAUGAAGAACCCGUGGACGUUUCCCGGGCCUUUGGUUCUGCCAGACGACGAACUAGCAGUGGAACCCGAUGAUGACGGACAGACGUUCAAGGAGUGGCUCGAUAUGCCAUCGGAAGAUGAAAGAAACCAAGUCACGACAGAAAAGAAGACUAUUUACGUCAUCUUACCGCCUACCAUUCCUCAAGAUUCGGAGAAGACGAUGAAAGAUUGGCACAAACCUGUUCUACCUGGAUCAGCUCAAGACUUGGAUAAGUGGACGUCUUCAACGCCUCGAGUCAAUGAUUUGAUCAGUUACCUGCGCGCCUUUUAUCAUGGCAUGAACGUUGUCCAGUACCAAGAAACUUUCACAUGGCGACCAUGGAACGAAAAGCCAAAAGCACGCUCAAAAACAACGAAAAUCGGACUUGAAACUCCAGGGGAACCAGAAGUAUGGGAUGUUAGAUGUCGACCAUCUUUGGACGGGCGUGCUAGGAUGCAGGUCAACUUGGACGACGUUGCGGAUGCUCUUCUACAGAGAAUACCCAAUGAUGCCUUCGCUGUCAUCAUGCUCACAGACUACGACUUGUAUGAAGAUGAGGAUGAUGAUUUUACUGUUGGUAGGGCAUGGGGUGGGAGCAGAGUCUGCAUCGUUUCCUCGUUUCGAUACAAUCCUGCAUUGGAUGGCCCAGCUGGGAUAGAUCGGAUGCACAUGUGGCCCAAUUCUCACUGCAAGACAUUCGUGGAUAACGAGUACAAAGCUGCCGCAGAGGAAGAAGAACCUCGACUUGCGAAAAGAGUCAAGAAAUCGAGCAGCGCAGCAUAUGGAAAACCACCACCCGACUCUGCACUCAGCCUCGCCGUCCAAGCAGCAAAACGAGUCCCCAAACUCACGACAAGAGACGAACUCGCAAGCCAUUGGUUCGCCCGCCUAGCAGUUACGGUGUCACACGAACUAGGCCACUGUUUCGGCUUCGCACAUUGUCCAUACUACGCAUGUGUCAUGCAAGGCGUGAACAGUGUCCGGCAGGAUGGCCAAGUGCCGCCUUAUCUUUGUCCAGUGUGUUCAGCCAAGUUGGCCUGGGAACUUGGACCGUUAUUGGAUGGCAGUGGAAGUCGGGCUGAGAAGCAAGAGGUUUGGGUAGGAGAGCAGAUUGUUGCUCUGAAGGGGUUUUGUGGGAGGUGGAGCCAUGUUGCUCAGUUUGCAGGCUUUGAGGCUUGGUUAGGGAAGAGGUUGGAAGAUAUGAAAGGGAAGUAA
Molecule: messenger RNA, 2997 nt
Organism: Fusarium pseudograminearum CS3096
Lineage: Eukaryota; Fungi; Ascomycota; Sordariomycetes; Hypocreales; Nectriaceae
Exons: 2
Coding region: 1-2997 (998 amino acids)
Biological process (GO): proteolysis
Molecular function (GO): metallopeptidase activity
Source: RefSeq, a predicted model, not a curated record